This is a messenger RNA of Haliotis rufescens (red abalone), 7305 nucleotides long. Its product is annotated as S-adenosylmethionine decarboxylase proenzyme-like. The coding region runs from base 95 to 1081 and encodes 328 amino acids. The transcript has 12 exons. The record is from RefSeq and is a predicted model, not a curated record. Gene Ontology annotation, cellular component: cytosol. Gene Ontology annotation, biological process: spermine biosynthetic process; spermidine biosynthetic process. Lineage: Eukaryota; Metazoa; Mollusca; Gastropoda; Lepetellida; Haliotidae. Gene Ontology annotation, molecular function: adenosylmethionine decarboxylase activity.
UGACCCAGUUUCGGCACUUUCCGGCACAUGCUACGGAAAAUUACGAGCCGGUCAGUCAAUAUAUACUCGUGCUACAUCAUCACGCAGAGUGGCCAUGGCCGGUGCCGGUGACCAUUUCUUCGAAGGAACAGAGAAACUGUUAGAGGUGUGGUUUGCAUCUUCCAGUGAUGAAAAGUGCGAUCUACGGACAGUUGCAAGGAAAGAAUGGGAAGGCCUUCUCAAGCUCGUCCGAUGUGAGAUUAUCAGCUGCAUCUCGGAUGAAGACAUGGACGCGUAUGUACUCAGCGAGAGCAGCAUGUUUGUGACCAGAGACAGAUUUAUUCUGAAAACCUGUGGACGCACCACUCUACUGUUGGCCGUGAACCCACUCAUCAAGAUAGUGAAGGAUAACUGUGGAUUUGACAAAGUCAUGGAUAUCUUCUAUUCUCGAAAGAAUUUCUCUCGUCCAGAACUUCAGCAUGGAAUUCAUCGAAGUUUUGAAGAUGAGGUGACACAUCUGGAUAAGCUGUUUCCAAAUGGAGCCGCCUACAGCUUGGGGAGAAUCAAUCGUGACUGUUGGUACCUAUACACACUGGAUGAGGAAGGGGUUACUCGACCAGAUCAGACUUUUGAACUGCUCAUGUGGGACAUGUGCCCAGAGAAGAUGAAGAUAUUUACAAAGGAGGUGUGCGUAGACGGACCCGAGGCUACAAAGAAAUCUGGAAUCUGUGAUAUAAUACCAGGUGCCAAGAUGGAUGACUUCCUGUUUGACCCGUGUGGCUACUCAAUGAAUGGCCUUCUGGAAGGUGGUUAUUACAUCACCAUUCACGUGACCCCCGAGCCCCACUGCAGCUAUGUCAGCUUCGAGAGUAAUGUGCCACAGGAGACUUACCAGGACAUGAUCGAGAAGGUUCUCAGUGUCUUCAACCCUGGCAAGUUUCUUAUGACCAUAUUUGCCAAUAAGGCCUCCCUUGCCCGGAACUCCCACCGAGACCUGGAGAAGAAGGAGCAGAUGAAGGGCUACUUAGUCCAGGACCAUCAGUACUGCCGCUUCAAGAACUACAAUCUCACCUACUCCUUCUUCACCCGCCCUGUCAUUUAGGAGAGAACGUGCAGGGGUCCCACCAGGCGCAGCGUUGUUGCUGAUGCUGCACCUGGAACCUUGGUUUGUGUCUGCAAACCCGCGGGACCUGACUGCACACGUCGUAGUUUCCUUCCCUUCGUAGACUUUUGCCUCUCUAUUGCUUUUGUACAUACUGUGUUUGUUGUGUGUGUGUUUGUAUGGAACUCUCGAAAGAACAGAAAGAAGCACAAGAUUUUGUGCGGGUACAUCACCCGUACACCCAGAUAAAGUUUGCAUGCGGAUUCUGACUGAGCUAAUCCAGGUCACCGCGUGAUCAUGCAUGCAUGCAUGCGCUAAUCGUUCUCCGGGACGAUGCAAGGCAGUCAGCAGUGUUUGUACCUGCCUCAUGCCCCAACACAUACGUGUAGACUCUCACAGCACUUACUCAGGAGACCUGGUCAGAGGUGGCAUUGGAGAGGGGUUUUUUUAAUUAAAAAGUGCAAAAAAAUGGAGGUUCAUCACCGAACUGCAUAGAUUUCUGUUAUGGUUACAGCAGAUUACAUAGCAUGAUACAAAAUCAUGAAACAUGAUUCAAUAUAUAUAUUCUUCAAAAUUUUGUAAUUCCCACAAUUUAUCAAUUCUGAAUUUUAUAAAAAUUACUGUAAGUAGCUAACUUUUACAUGCAAUUCUGAAUUCUGUAUACUUAUAUUUCACUACUAAGUAAAGUAGUUUUUGGAAAAACUAGUUUCCACAAGCGUUGUGGUUGCAUGGCACACAUCAGUGAUAAAACUGUUCCUAAUACAGGAAUAUUGCUAAAAGCGGCGUAAAACCAUACUCACUCACUCCUAAUACAUGACAUUAUUCCUCCUGUCCAGGUCUCCCAAGAGUACAAGCGCUCUCUGUUCUUCCGAGGGUGUCAUCUCACAUCCGUGUGCUUGGUGUAGGGUUGUAUUGAAAACUUGGAAUGUUGCUUCUGUGAUGGAAUACAGUGAGACCCUGCUAAUCCGGAAACCGUGCCUUUUCCACAAGACAGAAAAAAUGUGUUGCCAUUUUGAUUGACUAGUCAAUGAUCAAUUGAUCUGGAUCCAGAAGUCUUGCCUUUUGUCCAAUAAUAAACUGAAGAAAUAUUUCGCUAUUUUGAUUGACUCAUUAAUGGUUAAAUCCGAAUCUGGAAGUCUUGCCUUUUGUGCAAAAAUGAACAGGAAAAAUAUGUUGCUAUUUAUAUUGAUUCAUUCAUGAUGAAAUCCAUUUCUGGAAAUCUUGACUUUCACGCACAAUUGAACAAGAAAAAUAUGUUGCUAUUUUGAUUGACUCAUUAAUGAUGAAAUCUGGAUCGGGGUCUGGAAAUUGGUACGAGAAAGUGUCGUAACUCUGACAGAUACGUCAGUCAGUCAAGAGAAGCGGCAACAUGAACAGCUAUGAUCACCUUUGUUUCUCAGCAAGUCACUGUUCUCUGACCAACUAAUAUUUAUUCUGGCCAAUAAACUUAAAAACAAUGUGUCCAUAUUAACAGGGUUCCACUGUACAGAUUUCCCUCUGUGACAUUCUCAACAAGGGAGACAACUAGUGGUAAUCAGUCCGUGCUGGAACUAAAGUCAGUUCAACAUACAUCAAAGUCAGGGAAUGUCAAGUAAAAUGUUCUGAUUUUAUUCUUCUCUUGAGUAAUAACGUUCAACCUACCAGAGAGUUAUACUGUCAGCAUGACCAAUGUUUUGCUUUGUUGGACUUUGUUACAAAGGACAUUACAAAUAAUUCCAUAAAAACAGACUAAGUCUGCCAAAUUCUUAAAAGCAGGCCUAGAUGACGCUGAGUUGUUAACUCUAUGCUGGUCUGAUUAACUCCCUGAGUUGAAGCUGCUAAAACAAUUCAGUAUGUUUGUUUCUUUCAGCUUAACUGGUUUACCACAGUUUCUGCUCUGUAGCAAACAAAUAUUGAUUGCUUCUGUAUUUAGCCAAAACAGUCUGCUAUGUAGGUUUGCUAAGUUGAAACAGACAGGAUUAGCAGCAGCAAGCUUAGACAAUGAAAUGACAACAUCAUGUUUGGCCAUAAAUGGAAAGUCUUCAUCAUUUGUAGUAUCUUUUCACAGAAAGCAAUGGAAGGUAUACUGCUCAACUUUUGCCAAGAACCACACCUUUGACAAAAAAUUAAAAUUUUGGCCUUUAGCAAAUGUUGAGCGGUAUACAAGCCUUGUUCUGUUCCAGCUUGCUCAUGUCUGACUUUCUUCUUGUAUGGUUCAUUCCAAAAUCUGUUUUCAUCUUUUGGGGUAUUUUUGAUAACUAAGCAAUUUUUUGCAAUAUGAUAAAAUGAUGAAGAAUGGAUUGAGUGAUGUCAUAUGACAAAUCACCACAUGAUGGUAAGGUGACAUGAGACUGCAGAAUGAUGCAGAUGCUGUAGAUAGUUGGAACAACAAUCAUUAAUGAUGGAGUGUGAUUUAUCAUCCAAAACUGACUUCCUCGGGAGAUAUCAUUUGGGUGAGAUGAAGUGAUAGCUCCUAGGAGAUAUUGGCACAACGAAAUUGCAUCACAAUGUUUUGCAGACUAUUUUGACGUGCAAACCAAAUGUCAUCACUAAUCUGUCUGCCACUGGAGCUGGUCAGCUGUACUGACUACGCUCAAGACACUGCUGUACUUAUUACUGUUUACAAGCUAAAAAAGAUGGAGGAAUGAUAUUGGAUGAUGAAUAGCAUCUCAUCCUCGUGACUUAGACAUAAAAAAUGUCAACACUCUUUGAUAAAAGGAAGAUAACUUAUGGGUGUCAACGUCUUUAUGAUGAGGACCACAGGAGUAUAUGCUUCCCCCUUCAUCAGGUGGACUCCGAAACGUUGUGUUCCUCAUUAUAAAGCAGUUGAUAUCCAUAAAUUAUCUAUCUACCGUUUGUGUAUCACUUCUAAAUGCCUUUCAAAGACUUGACUCUUUGAUAAAGUUUUUAAACCCCUCGGCAAGCCUCGCAGUCUUUAACUUUGAUUGACUUGUGUUGACAUAUUGGAUAUCAUAAGACCCUCCAGUGAGAUCCUUUAUAAACCAGGUACAGUCACUCUAGGGAGGAUGUAAAUGAAGUAUAUCCAGUCAGUGUGUAGCUCUGGUUGAUAGCAUGAAGUAGAGGUAUUCUCUCACAGAUAAUAUUUCAGAUUUUAAUCCCAAUCUCCAUGAUUAGUGUCUGUUUUCAGUUGAUGUCUAGACAUUGUAAUUAGAGACAACUGUCAACUUGACUGAUAUACAUUGUCAAAUUUCAGUUUGUAGUCUGAAGUAAUUUGAAAUCUGUUGUGACCGCCAGUUGGUUAGAGCCUGUUAUGCUUUUGGAAUUCUAUGUAUUUCCUAGUAUGGAAAUCAUUAAUGCAAAGAUCUGAUCUAGUUUUUGAAUCACCUUUAGAAUUGAUACUCAUAAGAGAGAAAUAAGGAUGUCAACUUCUUUAUUACGAGGAAAACAACAUUUUAGAGUAAUACUCCUUCAUUGGGUGAAUGAUUGCCAGGGUGCAGAGAGAAUAUAUGUACUGGUACAUGUAAAAACAAUGAAAGGAGUACGAUAACAAAGGUGGAAACUAACACGGGAAGUCAACAGUUAAUUAGCGGCUAUUGGUGAUUAGCAAUAAACAAAUAAAUGGAAACCAGGGGUGCUAAGUUUCCACUUUUAUUGUUGGCAUCCAUAAAUUCUCUCACUUAAGUCUGAUCUACGAAAAAACUUAUUAAUAGUAUCAGACAGAAGCAUGGAUCCAGGUGGGGGUAAGCAGGUGUACACACCUCUCUUUUUGAAACAUACUGUAGAUUUGGAAAUCGUGGAGGUGAUAGGGUGUAUAAGGGUGUAACAAUUCUAUGACAAACUCAUUUUGGGAUAUACUUGCAAAAAAGUAAAUGACUAACAAAUGGAAAUUGCUUCAUCAGGUUAUUUGCUUUCAUCUCACACUUGUACUUGCUAAAUGCAUCCCUCCAUUUCCAAGUGUGUGUCCAUGCUUGGACAUACAUCAUGGCAGGAAGGAGGUUGAACCAGUUAGACUACCUGUGUGAAAAGGUAACGGUCUACAGAAUUCGCAUGAUGACCUUUUUUAGGUUAUCUGCUCUUAGUAUAUGUUAUCCAAUCAGAGGCAAGAAUACAGAGCAAAAGACUUCAGAUCACUUGAAAGAUCUUCUGAUUGGCCAUGAUCAAACACAGGUGGCAGAUUCUUUUCUUAAAUUAUCAGUAUUGGUUGGUUAUCAUGAUGGCCACUGUUUGUCUCUGAAUCUUUCACAGGUGUAAAGAGUAUGUUAUGACGUUCAAGUUAAAAGAAACUGUUGUAUUUUGGAAGGAAACACAACUAUAGCUUUUUGCUUGUUUACUUGAUGUUAUUUAGAGGGAAACUUUGCCUGCAUAUUUCAGUGUUGUAACAUUGUUGUUUAGUUUCAACACGUUUAUGGCUAAAUAAUUACUUGAUUCUGCCUACUUAUAAUACUACAUACAGAAAUAUUGUAUACAGAAAUAUAUGUACACAUUUACAUGAUUAAUAGGCAACAAAUCAUUUGUCGGAGCUGUUUUAAUACUUUCUUCAUUGACUAGAAGGAAAGACAUGAAGCUAUGUAUCCAUGUUUCCGGGGCUUUGUUCAUGAUGUACCUUAUCAGAAUAGGUUUAUUUGAUGCAUGGAGCUGAAUGUUUUCGAUGGUUUCACAGCCAUGAGGGUACUUGUGGUUCUUCAAGACAUCAAAAUAUAAUAUUAAUUUUUAUCUCCAGAGUUUUUAACUUUUCAUUUUUAAUGUUAAAAUAUCUGUUUUUCUGACUCUCAAGAUGACCAUAAGUAGUUUCAGGUUUGUUUGAUCAUUGAUAUAGAAACUUCACUUCAGAUGUUGUAGUGACCAAAUGUAGGCCUUGGAUUUAUGAUUGCAAUUAGAUUACCUAACAUUUGUUUUUAAGGCUUAGUGAGCUACAAUGCCCUUGGGAAUAUGUCUUAAGGACCGUUUGGGGUAAUGAGACUCAUAAUUGUUGCCAUUGUUACUUAUAUAUUUGUUGAAUUCACACAGUUGAAACUAUUCUGUCUUGAAAAGAGGUAUGUUCACAGCAUGUAGAAAGCAAAGGUUAUGGUAGAAUUGAUGAGUUUAACUGAACAUGUUCAAGAUAUUUUCAUUAAAACUGUAUUAACAGUGUAUCUAUUUAAAGGCCACAACAAAUGAACUGUUUGAUUGGCACUCUAGAAGUUGGUGAGGAAGUAAGAAAACACACACCUUAAUGGAUAACAACAUCUUCUUGUUCUGGUUCUGUUGAAUAAUAAAUUAAAAAUAACAUUGCAAAAAGUGAUAUUUAAGUAUUUGAAACUGAUAAAAAUAAACUACUGUUUCAAACUUUGCAAGAUUUUAUCCCACAUUUUUGACAAUUUGGAUCAGUAGGCCUGUAAACCUGGUGUCGGAUGUAGCCCACAUGGAUGUAACUAACACUGUUCACAGCAGCCGUGAAGAGAUUCAGUGUUUCAUGGUUCAUCCUGAUUAUAUGUACCAGGUUGAGAUGUUACUGCAUCUUAUGUACAUGUUCAUACUCAGAAUUAUGUAUUUUUAAUGCUAUAUUUGGAUUUAGAAACGUUAAUGCUAACGUCCUCUGUUCGAAAGUUGUAUAUCAUGUAACCUAGAUAUAUAAAACUGGUCUUGGUAACAAUGCUUGGGGUUGACAGAAUGUAUUCUGAUGUAUUGUUAGACAAACCUACUUGAUUCUCUAAUCUAAUAUCAAUAUGUAAUUUAUAAAAGAAUCUGCUAAAUUUAAUUUUAUAAAUAAAAAUGAUUUGACAUUAUUUCAAUUGUGAGAUGACAAAUGUUUACAUAAUAUUUGAUUGUAUGCAUGUGUAUGUGUAUUUGUUAAACUAAGUCAAGUUUCUAUUGAAAUAUGUGUGGCCUUCACUACAAUCUUGCCAUGAUGAAGAGCUUUUAGGAAUCUAGAAGUAUUUUGUUUUCAUUUUGACUUUGUAUUGGAUAUUUUUGACAUUGUUAUCCCCAAACCAUUAAAAUGGGCAUGUUAAGAUUUGAAAUAUUUCUAUUAUUUUGAGACCUUUGAAGAAAUUUUUUAUAAAAUUGAAAUGUUACCAUGGUUACCAUCUUGUUUUGAAGUAGAUACUCACACAGAUUCAUGAAGAUUUACAUCUUGUUACCUAUAUCAAUGUUUGUUAGAGUAGAAGUCUUCCAAGCGAAUAUAACUCAUCAUUAACAUCAGUUAAUAUUCAAAACUCAAAUAAGGCAAUUUAUUCCAGAUUUUAUGUUUUUCUCUGUUAAUUGAUGUUAUUUGAUAUUCAAUAAAUAUAUUUCUGAUCAAAAAA